GGCAGUGGAGGGCAAAAUUAUUUUGAUUUUUUUAAAAAUCAUGUCAAAAUGAAAAUGGAAGCGAACUAUAUAUAUAUUUCUUCUGGAGAUGAAGACGCAUCUGAUCCAAUAAUUGUCAUUUCAAGUGACGAUGAAACACCAGCCCCUCCUCGGCGGGGUGCUAAGACCGAGCGAAAAACACCUCUGGCUCGUGGUCGUCAUGGUCGUGGAACUGUCAAAAACACGAAGAAGAACACGAAGAAGAUCAAGACCAUAACAGACAAAAUUGAAGAUAAAAAACUUGGAGAAAUCGAUGAGAUAGCAAGGCCAAGGUCAGGUCAUAGUGCUAGUGCUGAGUUGCUCGAACGACAUACCGAGUAUACAAUACGACUGAGCCUCUUGGACCACACCCCAGGUGAAAUAUACCAAUUCAUCAACAUGGGUCAAGGCGACGAACCACCCGCCAAGAAAUGUAAAUGGAAGUGGGACGCAGACGACGUGUCAUCUGUUCCGAAUAAAUGCCUUAGUGACAUUGGAAACAGGAGUCGGCCGGAGCUGAUCAUGAGACGAAGGUCGUCUGAAGAAUUCUUUCAAAGGGAAGAAAUCAUAACAGAUGAACUGCCUGACCUUGCUGUGGAUACUAAGCUCAAAUCUAUUCGCAACAAACAUCCGAGUCCGUUAGACAAAACGAAACAUCGUCAUUCAAGUAAACAUCGAACUGAACACAAGUCGGAGAAACAUCGGAUUCCUAGUCGUUCAGAUUCCGUCAACUCUGAGAAACAUCGGCUAUCACAUAGACAUCAUAGUGAGAAACACAGAAAAUCAGAAAAACAACGAACAAAAAGUCAAGAGUGUGAUUCAAGUAGUCAGAAACAUGUGAGCUCUAAUAAACAUCGACAUAUGAGUGACCAAAGUCAUGAACUUCGCAUGAGUGACAAAAAGGAUAUGAAGGAAAAGCGGCCUUCAUCCAGUGAUCAUAAACAUCGGCAUUCUAAUCAGUCACAUUCUCAUCACCAACAUCGUCAUAAGCACAAAAUCAAGGAUGAAACUGCUAGAAAUGAUGUAAAGUUGCAUGUUUCUGUUGGUUCACACUGUAAUGAUGGUGGGAUCAAACAGGAUAAGAAGGUUAUACGGAGACAUUCUGAUAGUCUCGGGAAAGAACAAUUUCUCAAAAACAAUGAGUUAGGACUUUCGUGCCGGGGAUGUAUUAGCCCACGAGUUCUCAUAGAAAAGAGGGAUUGUGGAGGUUUUGGCUAUGGUAAAAAUCUGUUGUCCGACUUUCUGCGGACGGGUGGAUCAGGAAAGGUUGAAAGUGAUAUCACAUGUGCUCAGAUUGAUACCUGUACGGAGAUCGAAUAUGAAAGAGAUACUGAUCGAGAUUCGUGUGAUGGACGCAGUGAUAACGUGUCAUCAACGAACAUGAACUUUGGGCCCGCCGGUGCAAAUUUGAAUAUCAAAUUCAAAAUGACAGCGGAAAAGAAGCAACAGUUAGCGUCUGCUCUUAAAAGGGUACAUAUUCCAUCCAAUGCAUCCUGGGAUAAUUCGAAUCUUGAUUCAAAGCGUGUGCGACGAGUUUCAGCUGAUACUUCUACAAAUCUCAUCCGAUUACCAUCGCUGCCAGCGAGCGAUUGUACGAGUGAUUGUGGCUCAGUUAGCUCGAUUACAAAUCGCCAUUUUCUCGAUGCGUUGUCUGAUGUACAAGACGAUUGUGUCAGCAUCACAUCAGGUGAUAAGAGGGAGGAUCGAGCAGCAUCUGUGACCAAACCGCAGCUAAACAUGGCUUCCGAUCAAAGGCAGAACGAAAUGUCUUUACGCAUUGGUGAGUUCUCUGACGAUAGACUUGCAUCUGUUCCAUCUCCUGUUGCGGAAGUGACGAUAGUUCCUCCUGGUCCUAACGUAAAGAUACAAAAGACUGAUCCUAAGAUAAAGGCACAAAAGGCUGAACUGAAGCUAAAGACUGAUGACGUUCGAAAGUCAGAAACUCCAGCCUUGCAUUUGCACAAGUCUGUUACGUUGUCUGAAAUAUGUGCUCCAAAGACUUCUGUUUCUUUGCCGGAUUCAGAUGAGCUACUCAUUCCUGGAAGGACUGUAGUGACCUUACCUGUGUUAACAGAAGAGGAUACACACAGGGCAGAGGGUCUUGUGGAGGAGCUUGAGGGCAUGGUAGCUGACAAGUUGCCCGAGGAAGACUUUUGUAAUGUUGAAAGUGAUUCUGAAGACUUUCAUUCCUGCCUUGUAUCACCAUGUGCUUCCAAUUCCAUAGACACUGAUAGACUUCCCGGUUUGGAAGCAUCGGUGUGCAGUAUAAAACCAUUUGAAGAUGACAUUUUUAAGGAGCCAUCUUCGUCACUGUGUGGUGAUGGUCGGGUGAUUCAUGUUCCUUCUUGCCAUCCAUGCGUGACCAGUUUCUCAAACCUACAGAGUACUUCUGAAUUCACUGCGAUGCAUUCUAAGAGCGUUGAUGCAAAUUUCCAAGAGGGGCAUGAUGGGGAUGCACAAGACUUUUGUAAUGUUGAAAGUGAUUCUGAAGACUUUCAUUCCUGCCUUGUAUCACCGUGUGCUUCCAAUUCCAUAGACACUGAUAGUCUUCCCGAUUUGGAAGCACCGGUGUGCAGUAUAAAUCCUUUUGAAGAUGACAUUUUUAAGGAGCCAUCUUCGUCACUGUGUGGUGAUGGUCGGGUGAUACAUGUACCUUCUUGCCAUCCAUGCGUGACCAGUUUCUUAAACCUACGGAGUACUUAUGAAUUCACUGCGAUGCAUUCUAAUAGCGUUGAUGCAAAUUUCCAAGAGGGGCAUGAUGGGGAUGCGCUGGAUUUGAUGCAUGACUUCACGACGUCUGUUCGCGGGCCGACGAGACACUUGCUUGAAAAGGUCGUAAAUGAUGUGCUGUGUGAAAAUAAAAGCGACUUAAAAUGCCAGGGAUAUGAUUUAUUGAUGUGUGUGCAACAACUUCACCCACCAGAUCAUAGGUGUCCCUUCCCGAGGUCCUUCAUGUCAGACGUCAUGGACCGAUGUGAAAAACUGUUAAAAGGUGGCGGUGCUGAUGCUCAUAAUAGUGAUAUUCUCGGGAUUAUCCUCGCAGUGCAGUACUGUACCUCAUCGCUCGAAGCAGAACUCAUGAGUCGGAAACUGGGAUCUCGACGAGAGAUGGCAAAAUCGAUUAUAGCUCGAUGGUUCUCGUUAGAAACUAGUUAUGGACAUGUGGAAGAGUUGACAUCAUGGUUGAAAUUAGCAGUAGAGUUUGAUGAUUUAGUGAAGUCUCGAUGUCAGUCAGCAUCGGAUGAUGAUGAUGCUAAUGCUCUUGGCUUCCACAUGUCUUUACUGGGUGAAAUCCACAAGCUCCUGUGCCUUGUCAUUGCUGUGAGUACCGAGCCUUCCAUGCAUUGUGCCCGGGUGUCACGUAGCUUGUAUCAAGUAAUGGACCAAGAGGUCGAUGCUGCAGGAGAGAAGAUUCGAUGCUCCGUGUCAAGUCCGCUACUGAGUAUGAAGGUGUUGGAGUUGCUCUCGGGCGAUGUGGCGAGUCUUUGUAACAUGUCGGAGGACUUUGGCAAGAGUUGUAUGGUGGCAGAACUGUGUUAUGUAGCAGAUUACUUCCUGGCUCAGUGGAGGGUUGAAGAAGAAAAUCUCGAGAUGCCUCUCUAUAGACGGGUACUGGAGUCGUGCCGCCCAGACCAUCGUAAGACGGCCGAGAUGAUCGAAAAAUUCCUCGUGAAUGUUAAAAAUGAGAACUCGGACUUGGAAGAUGAUGUCUACAUAGCACAACUCGAGUGUCAACUUGAGGCUCUGAAUUUGGACCCUGAUCUAACGAACAACUCAUGAGACUUGGGAAUGGGUGAUUUUCUGCAUUUUGGAUUGGAGCUUUGAUUCUUGAAGAAAGUGCAAGACUUUUGAAGUUUAUGAGUGCUAUGUGUACCACCUGUGUUUCAAGUGACUUCGACGUCAUCCUAUUCUGUCUCUGAUCGUUGCUAAGUCCUUAUUGGUGAUUUAGUUUGGUGAACAUGAUGUGCAAUGUGUUCGUUUGAAAGGUUUUCUGGGUCACAGGGGUUUGUGAAGUCCGGAACUUCCUUGUAGAAAACUGUAAAGUGUAAUGUCCUGAUGUAAUAUACUUUUCAGUAAUUGGGUGGGAAAAUUUCAGUAAAAACUAAAUAUUUUUCUGAAGCCACGACAAGUGUGCUUCUCUAGUUCAGUCGGUGUAUUUAGUUGCAAAAUUAUCAGUGGGCAUUUGAGGUUGAAAUGGUGUCUGCGUGUGUUAUAAGUUCUUGAACUUGGUUCUAACUCACCUGUGAUCAACAGAAUCAAAAACAAAUAAAGAUAAGUCUUUAGUGAUUUUCGACAUCAUGAAUACUGUAAAUUCGAGCAUUACAAGGCCUCAUUGCAGAAAUGAAUUUCAUUAUUGGUUACAAAAUCUUACAACAUGCUGAACAUACAGUGUCAUAAAUACAUCACUAAUUGCCCUCAUUUUAAGUCUUAAUUACAGUCUAUUAUUGGUAAUUGGAUAAUUGGUUUUAAUAUUCUGUGAAGAUUCACAUGAAGGGCCAGAAUCUGUCUAUUCAGUAGUUAAACGCCGCUUUAAGCUAAACGCCCUUUAUGAAUUUGGCCCAUUGUGUCAUAAAUACAUCACUAAUUGCCCUCAUUUUAAGUCUUAAUUACAGUUUAUUAUUGGUAAUUGGAUAAUUAAUUGGUUUUAAUACUGCACUGUGCAAGUGGUGGACAUUGAUGUGAACCAGGAAAUGUUUGACAGCAUUUCUUGUUGCGGUUUCAUGAAAUUGGAACUUUUCUCAGUCUUUUCCUUUCAUGAAAGUCUGUAAAAUGUUGGUAACCUUUUUGGCAUGGUCUAGAAGGUGAAAUGAGUCCAAUAACUGUAACCAUGAAACCUGUUGACAAUUAUAAGUUGAAGCUCCUUUUUGUGUAGCCUCUGUUGGCAGACAUCUUUGUGAGCAGGAAACUCAAUCAAGGACAGUGAUUUGAUCUCAGAUUGGUCUGAUGAUCCGAUCAGAUAGGGAGAUAUUCCAUAUCUUGAGGUUUUCCCCUAGGCCUGUGAUUUACCAGUGAUAUGUCAUGUGCCGCAGUUGCGUAAGUGGCAUUGAUAAGGCUCACCUUGAAGAGUAGAAGUCACAAGACAGAGCAAUGCAUCUUGACCUCCAAGGUUGGAAUGCGAUACCGAAUGCGUGUAUGUUUUUAUGACUUGAUAACCACACGUUGGGCGCCAGGAUGAUGAAAUUCAGAGAGGUAACAGAGAUAUUGUAUAUUUUUGUCAAGUUUGACCUCCGAAAGGUACAUUUAAGACCACUUUAAUUCAAUAUGGUAUUGCAUAUAUGAAAGAAUUUAUCUUUGCUAAUGCAAUGAUAAAAUUUCAAACCCCUCAUGAAAAAUGCAUUUGUCUGCGAGCCAUUUUGCCAUUUGUGUGUUGUUGUGACAAGUCUUACCACUGGUCAGGUAUUUGAGUUCAGUAUUACAGCCAAACCUCCCUUAGCUCUCCCUUUUGAGAGACGGAUCAGCAAAGUUACCCCCUAGUGGCAAAGUGAUGAUUCACAGUUUAGAAGUUUAGGUUUUCCAUACCACGUGCGUUUCAAUAAAUAUUCUCUCGUCUGGGUCUUGUCGGUGACAUCUGGUAUGCCGUAGGUUAUUUGUCUGUCUAGACUGAUCUGGUAAUAACACUCCAUAUUUGCAUAAUAAAUGAUGCGUGGAAAUUAAAACUUUUUAACGAGCAGGGCUUUCCAAGUAUUACAAACAGGUUGUUAGGGUGACUGACAUGCUGAACCAGGGUGUACCAGAAAACCAACAGGCUGUCCCAGGCACCAACCGGUCAGCAGGCUGGUUUUGGUUUUUGACUCCCCAAUCACAUUCUAACCAACAAACACAUCGCAAAUGAGUAUAAACAAGUCCAUUUCAGCCUCAAAUUCUUUCUUAUUAGGGCUAAACACUGCAUAUAAUCAAUCCCAAAAAGUGAGUUAGGGGUCAUCGUAGCAUUAUCUCUACAUGAGAGAAGGAAUGCAUUUGUUGGUGAAUGAUCCUCAUGAUUUAACCGUGUAUGGCUCUUGGCACUUGCUCCACAGAAUGUUUCGGUGGAGGUGAUCAUGUGAUUGAAGCGUGUUUCAAGUGUUGUUUCCCCCAACAGAUGGUAUUUUUUGAGGAUCUUCGGUAUCGUGUUGUUUCAAAUCAUCAUGUGACUAAGCCUUUUGUUGUCUAUUGGUGACAGAUGUUACACCAACCUACAAGUACCUGUACUGUGCACACCCUCGCCCUGUGUGCUGCUCGUCUUUUGAAUCUACAUCAAUAUUUUGUUCAAUGGCUUGUGACCCCAAUAUGGAAGAGAUGACGAAGAUUUCAAACCUUUCAUCAAUCCAUCUGUGUAUUAGUCAGUGAUGCACUGAUCCCUUAUUUCAAGCAGGUUAAUAUCUGUAGAAAUGUGUGGAGUCAUACUGACUGGGCCAUUCUGCAGAAUCUUUACUGCUUCAAUGUACAUUUCACGACAGCUGUGCAUUUCAUUCACUCAUGAUUUAUUGGUUUUAUCUUCAUGCCAAUAAAUGCUAGUAAGUGUUGCAUGUCGUUUAGAGAUGAGGCAAUGCGGGCGAUUCCGACUGACAACGAUUAAUGAGUGUUUGAACAGAGGAAGUCAGGUUAUUGACUUAACAGUUGAAUGUGAUAUACAUUGUGUAGUUGACAGUCGAGCGGAAAAUACAUUGUGUACUUUACAGUGAAAUGACGUUUCCACAGCUUGUAGGAAAAAAGGCUAUUUGCUUGUUUUGUUGGAGUCCAGGGCUGCCAACCCAUCAGUACAUAUCAUUUCGAUUUCGAUUCCUCAAGUUGGCGAUCGGUAAAAUAACAUGAAACCUAAUGCUAUUUCUGAAGGGCAGAUAAUUUAUAUAGUUAGGUAGUUUUGAAAGUCUCUUUUAACGAUUCUGGAUUCAUUUGGAAUACUAAACAUUACUGGCAGAAAUUCUUAACAGUUCUAACAUUUUGGUUAAAAUACUGAAAAAAAUGGAAAUUUAUGCAAAUAAUGCCAGUCACUUGUAAAAAGGCCGAAAAGGGAAAUUGAUGCAAAUUCUCCUAAUGAUAUUAAACUGUGAUGGAGGGUGCAGCUGUGAGAUUCUAGUGAUGAUCAUUCAUCAAUAUGCCUCUGUCGGCUCUCUCCAUAGCAACCAAUUAUUAUUAUCACAUUUUAAUGACGGAAAUGAGGGUAGUAAAAAGAAAGAAUUAGGUGACAACAGUAUUGAGUAAAGUGCUCUAUUUAUAACAUGUGCUUCCUUGUUUGAGUCUACUAACAAUGUGUGCACAUGAAUGAUAUGAUGAUGCCUACGCAUUGAUGAAGUAGUGUCUACAUACAUGUGCAUGUUGACAGGAUGCUCAUUGAUGAGUCCUUUUGACACACAUAUGAGCAUAAAAUCUGUGCAGGUUUUUGCUAUUUCAUACUCGAGAUUUCAACAGCAAUGAGUAAGUUUUAAAGAAAUUUCUUCGUGAUUAUUGAGUAUGUUUUGAAUAAGAUGCUCUGUUGAAGCUCAUAAAGUAAUGUUAUCAGUAAUAUAUUGACAUUUCAACAAUGGGGGUUCUUUUGAGACUAUUUGAAUAUAGGUUAUCAGGAAGUGAAUAAUAAAAGGAAUCAAACCUUUCUACAAAUGAUUGUCUCAGUAGGUUUUGAACAUUCAGGUUUGACGGCAUCUGUCUCCACUAGAUUGGCGGUGGAAUGUUGUUGUUAUCAUCAGUAAACAAAGCAUUGAGAGGCCUUAUUUUUGAAAUAUCUCAAUCUGUUUAUGUAUGAAAUUUGCUGUGGUGUUGGGUGGACGAAGGUCAGAAGAAUAGAGAUACUAUCAAGAAAGACAUGUCUUUAUCAAUUCCUGAUACUAUUGGCAGUAGGUGAGUAACUGCUGAUACUAUGUAUACUCAACAUUUUAUGUUUUGGAUAAUGGUUAUUUUUCUCAAGCUUGCAAUAAAAUUAAUCAAGAGUAAGGCUUUAAAUUAGUGAAAUCGGAAGAUACUAGAAGUUAGAGAAAUGAUAGUGUGUGCAUUGUAAUUAGGUAGAGGACACUUCUGACUCUUGGAAGAAGCAUUUAAUAGAAAAGAUUGGUGGUAUUCAUUUCUUGUUCAUCAUUGUCCGCAUAAUGUAUCAAGUGAAUCUGUUCAUAUCUCAUACCUGUGGUAGAUUUUCUUAAUUAGGAGUGAAAAUGAAAAAGACAUGUGUGAAUUUGAUAGUGUCAGUGUCAUUGAUAAUUUUGAUAUUUGUUGAUGGCUUGAAUAGUUUUACCUAAAGGCCUACACCGUUUAUUCAAAAUUUGAAAUUGAAUUUGAGAUUUUUCAUUGCUGUUGUGUAUAAAUAAAGAGCAGGUAGUCAAUAUUCUUGAGGUAAAUUUGCAUUACGUUGACAAGACUGGUUAUUGUACAGCGGCAAUGUUUAUCUCUGCUUUCUAAAUGAACAGUGUAAGCCUUUAAAAGCAUCCAUUUUUCUGGGGGUUUCCCCAAGUGUGAAGCAAUAAUUAUGAAUUGGCGUCCAAAGAGAUGAAUUCUGCUAUAGUUUUUCUGAUGGUCAGCAUGUUGACAGAAGAAUCUCCACAUGCUUGCAGACUGUUCAGUUGCUAGUAUUAUGGAUUUCAUGCGAGAAAUUCCAGUAAAGUGAAAGUGAUUGUCAGACUUUGAAGCCAUCCAUUAUCAUUAUCUUUAUGCAUAUAUUGGGGUAGUAUCAAGUCAUUCCAUUUCGGGGAGAUGCAAGAGAAAAGGAUGCUUCAGGAGCCCCGUGGGUACACUUGGUUGCCAUGGCAUGGGUAAACCCUCGGGGCUUCAGAAGGGACAGGGAUGGAAGUUACACUAUAUGCCUAUUGGUUCCCAGGUACCAGGAAUGUAGAAUGCACGCCACCUAUCAGUGGACGCUGGAUUCUGAAAUCCGGUCAGAGUAAUGCUGUUAUCUUUGUACUUUUGUAACUGUAAAUAUUGUCCUAUAUCGUACUUCAAAAUUUCCAUUUUUGUAUUUUGAAAAUUGUUUACGUGCUGGUAUGAACUGAUUUUGUACAUAAGAAUU
Molecule: messenger RNA, 8989 nt
Organism: Lineus longissimus
Lineage: Eukaryota; Metazoa; Nemertea; Pilidiophora; Heteronemertea; Lineidae
Exons: 3
Coding region: 49-3798 (1249 amino acids)
Source: RefSeq, a predicted model, not a curated record